Zychaea mexicana is the source of this 537-nucleotide messenger RNA. RefSeq lists its product as uncharacterized. The record is from RefSeq and is a predicted model, not a curated record. The coding region runs from base 1 to 537 and encodes 178 amino acids. The transcript is spliced from 3 exons. Lineage: Eukaryota; Fungi; Mucoromycota; Mucoromycetes; Mucorales; Lichtheimiaceae.
AUGGUGUCUAUCAGUGUCGUGGACGACAGCGACACUGAUAUGACUAUGUCACCAAUCGACUCGUUUGAUACCGACAAUAUGCUCGUCGAUUAUGACCCAACCACUGAUGCUUUUUCGGAAGCGAGCGAUGGUGCGGCUAUGAUGGAUGUGGACGACGAAAAUAUUGGUUUUGACAACGUUGAUGACUACUAUGAUGACCUGGACAACGACACUAGCUCGGACAUUACAUCAUUUGCCGAGAAUGAGUACUCCUAUGAUGAAAUAGCGUACAUGGAGCUAGAAGGAGCAGCAGAACCGGAGCCAGACUUCAUUCGCGACACGUUUUACGGCCGCGCAAAUACAUGGCGAUUAGCCAGUCGCAAAUGCAAGUUGAGGGUAGCAUUAAAUGAAAAUCGUGAGCUGUACAGGGCUUACCUUCGUUCGUUAGCUGGGUGGUACCAAGUACUUCGCAGAGACGCCUUGAACUUGAUUAAUCUGCAUGCUCUGCUUGCAUACGAAAGCAACGGUGAGAUACCCAUGCCAGAAUUAGACAAUUAA